UGGUGAUGGGAAUCCCGUGGGCGGUACAAAUAAGCUAUACUUUGUUCAGAGACAUUGACUAGAAAGCUUCAAGUUUUCACCGCUGUGCUGUCUGUACUGCUCCAGGACCAAGACUUCUGUUCUCUGGCUUUGUUCUCUUCUUGGCUCUGGGAAACAUUAUUUGUAAAUUGAAAAGGAUCGCAUCGAUUCCAGGGAACAGCAAAAUGGAUACAGGUUAUUGUGGGUUAGUAAACCAAGGUGCUACCUGUUACCUGAACACAGUGCUGCAGACUUUCUUCAUGACCCCCGAGUUCAGAGACGCUGUACACAAGUACAGUGGGCCUGAUAAAGACGAGGAGAAUAAUCUUUUGUUGCAACUAAAUAAGUUGUUUCUGAAGCUAGAGGAUGGAAAACAUGAAGUUAAAACAACUGGGGUGACAAGAAGUCUGGGAAUGACGUGUCGCGACGUUUGGGUACAACAAGAUGUAGCAGAAUUUUUCAGAAAAAUCCUUAACGAAGUCAGCAAUGAGUCUCCAGUCUCUGAGAAUUACCAGAGUACUGUAAUCAAUGCCACAAAGUGUUUGAAAUGUGAAACGGAAGCCUCAGAUAACAGUAGAUAUCUGGAUAUUCCAUUGCCUCUGAACACCUCUGAUCAUUCUACAAACAUCGCGUACAGUGUGGAGAAUGGUCUUCGAGACUUUUUGAAAAGCGAACUUUUGGAAGGAGAUAAUCAGAGCUAUUGUGACAAAUGUGAGAUGAAAACGGACACUGAAACUAGAUACUAUUUUCAGUGCCUGCCACGAAUAUUGACACUGCAGCUGAAGAGGUUUCAGUUUAACUAUUAUCAAAUGAGCUUCGUGAAGAUCCAGUGUCCUGUGGAGAUUCCACUGGAAUUACGAUUUCAGAAGGCACCAACUGAAAAUACUGAAUGGUGUUUAAGCGCUACGAUACCACAGAGUAUGCCUCAACAAAAGUUGUAUGAAUCCAGUAAAAUAAAGAAAGAAAUGGCACCAGCUGACAUCUGGAAAUACAUGUUGAAAAUGAAGAGGUCACGACAUGGAGGUCACAGCGAUAGCGUGACAUCCUCAAAGAAAAAUGGCAAGAAAUCUUGUAGCAAAGCUACCGAUAUAAAGAAGAAAGUGUCAUUGAAAAUGAAGACGCGGUCACGACAAAAGCUUAAUAAACUUAAAGAAAAGAUACAAGAAAUUGCAAUAGCUACGAGUAAAAGUCAGGAGUCUCUCAGAUAUGAGCUGUUUGCAAUAUGCGACCACUCAGGAGGUUACAAAGGUGGACAUUACACUGCUCGUAUCAAAUCAUUUGAGAAUAGCAAGUGGUACACUUUCAACGAUUCAUUUGUUCAGGAGUACCUCAUGGAGCAAGUCACAGGCUUUAGACAAAGUGUGAUGAAAGAAAAGGUGCCCUGUAUAAGCUCCUCCACAGCCUACCUGCUUAUGUACAGAAAGAGUGAAGCCAGUAAACCAGACAAUAACAACACUGUGAAUGGAAACCAGAGGGACACAAGCAGCACAGAAUCUGUGAAUGGAAACCAGUGGGACCCAAGCAGCACAGAAUCUGUGAAUGGAAACCAGGGGGACCCAAGCAGCACAGAAUAUUUGAAUGGAAACCAGUGGGACCCAAGCAGCACAGAAUCUGUGAAUGGAAACCAGUGGGACCCAAGCAGCAUAGAAUCUGUGAAUGGAAACCAGAGGGACCCAAGCAGCACAGAAUCUGUGAAUGGAAACCAGUGGGACCCAAGCAGCACAGAAUCUGUGAAUGGAAACCAGAGGGACCCAAGCAGCACAGAAUCUGUGAAUGGAAACCAGUGGGACCCAAGCAGCACAGAAUCUGUGAAUGGAAACCAGUGGGACCCAAGCAGCACAGAAUCUGUGAAUGGAAACCAGUGGGACCCAAGCAGCACAGAAUCUGUGAAUGCGAACCAGGGGGACCCAAGCAGCACAGAAUCUUUGAAUGGAAACCAGGGGGACCCAAGCAGCACAGAAUCUGUGAAUGCAAACCAGAGAGACCCAAACAGCACAGAAUCUGUGAAUGGAAACCAGGGGGACCCAAGCAGCACAGAAUCUGUGAAUGGAAACCAGUGGGACCCAAGCAGCACAGAAUCUGUGAAUGGAAACCAGUGGGACCCAAGCAGCACAGAAUCUGUGAAUGGAAACCAGUGGGACCCAAGCAGCACAGAAUCUGUGAAUGCGAACCAGAGGGACCCAAACAGCACAGAAUCUGUGAAUGGAAACCAGUGGGACCCAAGCAGCACAGAAUCUGUGAAUGCAAACCAGAGGGACCCAGGCAGCACAAAAUCUGUGAAUGUGAACCAGAGGGACCCAAGCAGCACAGAAUCUGUGAAUGCAAACCAGAGGGACCCAGGCAGCACAAAAUCUGUGAAUGGAAACCAGUGGGACCCAAGCAGCACAGAAUCUGUGAGUGGAAACCAGAGGGACCCAAGCAGCACAGAAAGCCCUAAAGAAGGCUUUCCAGAUGAGCAACUGUUCCUUGGCUUCUUAUUGACCCAGCAGGACCAGAACUGGAAUGCAGGAUUCCAAGGAGAUCUUCAUGCUCGCCCCAUACUGGAGAGAAGGGGCAUGGGUGGUGAAGAGGAGGAAGGUUGCAAAGACAUCGAUCGACCACAGCAGCUGGAUCCUAGUGGGCACUGCUGCCAGGAGCGGUCGAGCAGUUCCCAGUUUCGGUGGCAGGGGAGUGACGAUGGCUACACAUGGCGCAGUGGGGCUGCAGUGGUUUGUGGAGGAGGUGGCCAAUCUACAGGCCAAAGGCGAGCGGCAGCUCUGCAUCUGCCAGCUGGGGGUAGACCCAUAGCCAGUAGGGAUGAGAGGAGCACAGCCGGGAGGCCCACUACACCAGCCCUGCUUAUGGAACUUAAACCAGACGACAAGAAAAUUAUGAUUGGAAAUCAGAGGGACUCAAGAAGCACAGAAAACCCUAUUGAAGGCUUUCCAGAUGAGGAUUGGAAGUGGGAUGUGCCGGCCAUUCUGGGGAAGAAAACGGACGGCAGCUGGUGCUUACGUGUGGACUUCAGCAAGAUCAACCCUGUCACAACGAAGGUCUCAUAUCUCCUGCAUCGAAUCAGCGAGGCUCUGGACUACAUCUUUGGGUCUUGUUGGUUCUCUGAACUUGUUGGUUCCCUGAACUUGCGCAGCGGAGACUCGGAGGUACAGCUUUCUCUGGAGUUUUGUCCUAAAACCAUGGUCUCCAUUGACCGAGAAUUUUGGCAGUUCCAGAUGAAGCUGUUUGGAGAGUUUACCUUCGAGUGCCUGGUGAAGCGCGUGCACGUUUCAGGGACCCGGACGAGGUGCGUAAUUUAUCUGGAUGACCUGGAGGUGCACACCCCCAAGUUCUAGAUGGCAGCCGAGGUAGCGGCGGUGAGGAACUGGCCAGCCCCUAAGACUGUGUCCGAGGUACACAAUGAUAGAGAAACAGUAAUACUAUAACCCACACAGUCCCCCAAAAAAACAUUUGUUAAAUGAAUGUAAUGAAUAACUUGAACAAAUAUUUUAAAAUGAUGUGUUUUUGGAAAGUAUGUCCUUAUGAACCCUUUUAUUCAAAGUGGAUGUGUGCAGGAAUCUGCUGUGUAGUGGAGGACUGAGGUGUAACUCAAAGAUGGCUGUGGUGAUGGCCCCCCCACCGCCUGCCCGGCUUGGUUCUGUCUCCCCAGGUUUGAGAUUGACAGUCGUCACUGCGCUAUGAAGCCAGGAUUUAAUGCAUUUUUUUUUCUCUCCGAAUAAUGAGUAAUAACAAAAUUACCAAUGUAUUACUCAUACUCUGAAAAAUGGCCAUACUCAUUAUGAACAUUCGUUCGUACUUGUUGCUCGGCACUGCUCUAUCCGAUACCUAUUAAAAGAUCACUAGUCCAAUGUACGAGAACACAAAAUAUUUAUUGUUAGAAAACAAGCCAAAGUGGUUUAUUUUACAAUUUAAAAUGUUUAUUUUUAUUGUUUUUUUUAUUUAUUUUUAUACAAAAACAGAUGAACUAGGUGACAUUGACAGUAUACUGUACUGGAAAGCAGUAAUGCCUGUGCAGUGAGCGUGCAUGUACAUAUGCAAAUCGAAGCAGAUGCCUUUGACACGACAGCCAGGGUGUACCCACCCAUGACUGGGAGUUACAGACGUGCGCUUCUCCAGUGCGAGUCAUGACCAGGGCUGGGAGAGGGGGGGCUGGAGCUGCCUAAGCCUCCCCUACAGUCACUCCUCCUGGAUCAGCAGCACAGUGCACUGGGACUCCACCAGUGGAGAACACCUCGGGUCUAGCUGCUGUAUCACCAAGGCAAACUCAGCUAAGCAAGGGGGUAAAUCUUCACAACAAUGUUGAUUUGAAACCAGUGCUGUGACAUUAUUACUUGGUUUAAACUGAGGUCCGUGAAAUUCGAGCGAGCGAAUGCAAUGAUCAGAGCAGUAUAUUAAUAGCACCCUGCUGGUAAACCAGCAAGACGUGUAACUUGUUUGAAAACCAUCAACAAUGCAAUGACGAUAAGUUGUAACUGCCAUCCCCGCCUCCGGCUUACCUUAGCAUCUGUUUCUAAUUCAAAACAAAAAGAUGAAAAAAAGGGGCAAAAGCCAACAGGGGCAACAUUUCUACAAGUGCAAAACACAACAGCAUACCCUUCUCUUUCCAUACACAAUGCGGGUGUGUUUGUUUUUCAUAUUGCAAUGGCCAGCUUGUAGCAGAGUGAUGUCACAAUAGCAGCUUUGUGAGCUUAGAAUUCCGAGCUCCCCACAGCAGCAGGAACGCAAAUAACACAGGUGAUGAAACGGUUCAUCACAUCACUGAGAGCCGGAGUGAACCCGCUCCAGACGACACGUUUCUUAUGCUUUAUCUUUGAGGUGUUCUAACCACCAACAGGGCAGCUGUCUCUUCUGUAACAAGCCCGCUUACAGAAAUGGUAACACCUGAAUAUAACGCUUGUGUCCAUCUGCCGAGGCUCGUACUGGCAUUGUGUGACACGUUCCCACAGCAUUGGAGACCUCAAAGACAAAGGACUUCCACAACAGAUCGUGAAUCGAAGAAACAUACAAGUUACUUUUCUUAUUCCACUUCAAUGCCAAAAACGUGAAAUAUAUAUAUUGCUGGUAUGGCACCCUGAAAACCCUAACGGUGUCCUGUAGAAUUAUUGUGGUCGUUUUUAGACCCUUGGUAGCCUGUCCUGUUGUGUGCUGUGCUCUUCUGCCCUGCUGUCAUAGAAAAAGCGCUAACAAGCCCUCAAGCUGUACUUUUUACAGUGCAGGGCAGUACUGCAUUGUGUCUUUUCAGGAAGUUUCUUGAUUGGGAGUCAUGUAAACGAUUUCACAGUUCAAUUAGCCAAACAAUUCAGUUUUACCCUCUGGUGCCAUUUAGAUGUGGAUAACAGAGGUGUUAGUGUACACACUUUUUUCAGUUUAUCUGAAUGUGUUCAUUUUUCCAGCUGGGUAGUAUUAAUGUCCUGAGAGUUUUUUAAACGGUUACAUCUUUGAAUAGCAGUGGAAAUAAGCAUGCUAAUAAACACCCAGUAAGCUCACUGAAAAUCCAAUUUGACAAAAACAUGUAUUUACAAAUAUACCCAAGUAAAAAAGAGUGGAAAUGAGCAGGUAGACACCAAUCUUAUCUGUAAGCCUUGUACCAGCUUUGGAAAAUCGGGCUCCACUGGUGGACUGCCCUCAAAGCAGUUCUAUCAUGGACAAACGUGCCUGUUUGUUAAGCUGGGUAAGGCUGCCCUCUAGUGAACAUUCUUGGGAUUACACUCUGCAUUCUCGCCAUUCAAACAAUGACAGCUGACAGCUGCUGGUGAAAUUCAGUGAAUACUGAACAGACUAGUGAGGAUUUAGACCUGCUUUACGUCUAAUGCAUUUCGGCUACAACUGAUUUAAAGCAUUAAAAUGUACUGUGUGUGUACAUUAUAUAUAUAUAUAUAUAUAUAUAUAUAUAUAUAUAUAUAUAUAUAUAUAUAUAUAUAUAAGAUGUAAUAGAGCCAGUUGGAGGUGACAGUUGUUAUAUCUAUUGUCAAUAGUGCAAAAGCUUCCCUUGAUAAGGCACCAAGAAGUUCUAAUCUGUCUUACAUACCAGCAUGGACGUACAGGUUCUGGCUCUACUGCUUUACAGGGACUGUGAUGUCUUUAUUUCUUAAUAGUCACCUCCAGCACGUUCAGUUUAACCGCGUGAUCUCACAGUCCUUGGUGCAAGCUCUUCCUGCAAGUGUGUAUUUAUUGAAAUUGGGGAAAAAAGGUCUAGCAAUCGAUGCCGAGCUGCAGAAACAAAAUUUAAAUAAAAAAAGAACCAAACUUCCCUCACCGCGCAAUGAGGUAUUCUUACCUGCACUAGGAAGGAGGGGUUCAACCUGCAUCCAGUGCUCAAAGGCUAUGCCUGCUUGCCUGGUAACAGUUCAUUUAGGGAACCAGGCUUCACUGGACCAGGGUGGACAAGCUGGAGGGACUCUAGGUGGGUAAUGUUAGCUUUAUUACACACACCUGCAACUUUACCACUGUCACUGUCAUUCAAGAAAGGAACACGGUCAGGAAAAAGCUUAUUAGCACCAUCUAGUGGAACACUUCUUUUACACACCAAUAAAAAGACUUUUUACUUCCGCAGGGACCCAUUAAAAACUGUAAGCAUCACUCUGCCAGCUUAACCUUGCAGAGGGAGGACAAAACGACGAGCAGCUGUUACUUUACUGCUUCGUGUAAAGGAUCUACUUGUAACAAUAUCGUCUGGUUUCACAGAUAGACUAAUCUUGCACUAUCUAACCUAAAUUAACAAUAACAAGUCAAAGACUAGUGUGAUCAGAGCCUGUGAAAGCAGCUGUGUAAGUGUGGUGGACACGUUCCACCAGCUAACCACUGAUUGGGAUGCUACCAAGUUCUACCUCCAGACUGGAAUACAAACGUAACUGUGACAAGACAGAGGGUGUUUAAGCAACACUGGACUAGCGCUGCUCCUGGUAUAGAUAAUAAACUGGACCCCUACCUCUGGGGUGGUAUAAUACAUAUUUGUUACAUUAAACAGGAUUAAAAACUGCAGUACAAAAGCUGAUUGUCUCAUUGACAUGUUUCACUCCUUGGAUUAGAAACAAUGCUGUUUGUUUUUUUCGGAUAAAAAGAUGAACCAAUUAGAUUUAUAUGAUGCAAACUGCAUACUAUAGACAUCCAACCGCAUUGCAUGCUGCUCCCUUAAUUAACCCCUUUAGAAAAUGGAUGUACUCCACAAACACGCUCAGUAGCCCAACAGUAUGAUUACAGUCCUCUUGAUUUCCAUUGUGAAGUGGCUACACUGAUUCAAAUACAUUUCCCUGUGCAUCCCAUUACCUUUGGAAGUGUAGUGUGUUACAAUACCAGUAUACAGCAUGCAAAGCGUGUUCUCUUAUAGAUGAGGCAUAUAUACAUACAAUGCCUUGCAAAAGUAUUCAGACCCCUGACCAAUUCUCUCAUAUUACUG
This is a messenger RNA of Polyodon spathula (Mississippi paddlefish), 7408 nucleotides long. RefSeq names its product ubiquitin carboxyl-terminal hydrolase puf-like. The transcript is spliced from 19 exons. Gene Ontology annotation, molecular function: cysteine-type endopeptidase activity; cysteine-type deubiquitinase activity. Gene Ontology annotation, cellular component: cytosol; nucleus. The record is from RefSeq and is a predicted model, not a curated record. The coding region runs from base 204 to 3347 and encodes 1047 amino acids. Gene Ontology annotation, biological process: protein deubiquitination. Lineage: Eukaryota; Metazoa; Chordata; Actinopteri; Acipenseriformes; Polyodontidae.